AUGUCGGAGGAGGUAGAAAUUAAGACAUACUUUAAGCUGGUCGACGUUGUGAAAUGGAUUGGCAUAACUCAGUUCGAAAUAUUGGUCAACUUGCUGGCUUUUUUGGUGUUCACGAUAAUGCUGUCGUUGAAAGCCUCCAGCGGCGAGCUCGCCGGACCGCUGACGGCCAACGAGUGGCUGCUCCUGUUCUCGCCCCUGUUCUGUGGUGACUUCUGUAAUGCUUACUUCUGUAUCAUCGUCGGCAUUCGGAUGUACCUGCACACCAAGCAUCGGCAGGCCAUGCACCGGCUUGUUUGGAGCAUUCCGUUCCUGCUGAUGACGUCCGGGUUUAAGUAUUUGGUUUGCAUGAAGCUAUCCGGGCAGAUUCAGCUCGAGUACAGCGAAGUGUUUUCGCCGAUUUUUGUGCUGCUGCAGAUGAUUGCGGUGAAGGCGUGCCAGUACAACCAACAAUCCUGAUCAGACGCCCCACAGCCCCGCCGGGAGCUGCUGUCGUUUGGUAAUGAUGUCGUUCUCGGAACGAUAGCUAUGCAGUAAGGAACACGCUUUCACGUACGCUUGUGACCCGUAUCGGACUGAACACGAAUAAAUUGAGCAUCAA
Anopheles coustani is the source of this 598-nucleotide messenger RNA. RefSeq names its product transmembrane protein 203. The record is from RefSeq and is a predicted model, not a curated record. Gene Ontology annotation, cellular component: endoplasmic reticulum. The transcript has a single exon. Gene Ontology annotation, biological process: intracellular calcium ion homeostasis. Bases 1 to 456 code for a protein of 151 amino acids. Lineage: Eukaryota; Metazoa; Arthropoda; Insecta; Diptera; Culicidae.